GUCAUUGAAGAGAUAUUGAAAAGAAACACAAUGUCUUUUCCAUCAUUCCCCCUGUCCUUACACUAAGCAGUAUCAUCGAGCAGCCUAUGUGAUGAGCAGUGAUAUUCAGGGUCUGUGCCAAUGGUAAUGUCUGUAGACCAUGUGAUGCUAAACUACACAGCUGGUCCUUACAUCCCCAUCCCUUCUUCAUCUUAGGCUGUCAUGGCGACUCCCAAUAACGUUACUCCCACUAACUGCAGCUGGUGGCCCAUUUCAGCCCUUGAGAAUGAUGGAGGAAAACCUAGUGAGGGUGAGGACAACCCUGAACCAUCUAAGCUCAGUCCUAAAUCCAAGGACAGACUUGUUUUAUAUCAUUGGACCCAAUCCUUCAGCUCCCAAAAGAUACGUCUGGUGAUCGCCGAGAAGGGCUUGCCGUGUGACGAGCGAGAUGUUAGCCUGCCUCUCACAGAACACAAGGAGCCUUGGUUCAUGCGUCUCAACCUCGGAGAAGAAGUGCCGGUCGUCAUCCAUUGCGACAACAUCAUCAGUGAUUAUAACCAGAUCGUUGACUACAUAGAAAACAAUUUUGUGGGAGAACUUAUUCCUCAGUUGAUACCUGAAGCCGGGAGUCUUCUCCACACCCGAGUCCUCCAGUACAGAGAAAUCUUAGAGAAUCUACCAAUGGAUGCCUACACACAUGGAUGUAUUCUACACCCGGAACUCACAGUGGAUUCCAUGAUCCCAAAGUACGCCACUGCAGAGAUCCGCCGACAUCUGGAGAAUGCCAGCACUGAACUCCUCAAACUUGAUCACGAAGAACCUCAACUAACAGAGCCUUAUCUUUCCAAACAAAAGAAACUCAUGGCAAAGAUCUUAGAACAUGAUAAUGUGAAUUACCUGAAGAAAAUUCUAAUUGAACUAGCCAUGGUUUUAGACCAGAUUGAAGCCGAGCUGGAAAAGAGAAAAAUAGAAUAUGCAGGUCAAAAAUGUGAACUUUGGCUUUGUGGACCAGUCUUCACCCUAGCCGACAUCCUACUUGGAGCUACAUUGCAUCGACUUAAAUUUCUAGGACUUUCCAGUAAAUAUUGGGAAGAUGGAAGCAGACCAAACUUGCAGUGUUUUUUUGAGAGAAUACAGAAAAGAUAUGCAUUUCGAAGAGUAUUGGGAGAUAUCCACACUACGCUUUUAUCAGCCGUUUUACCCAACGCAUUUCGACUUGUGAAACGAAAACCGCCAUCCUUUUUUGGGGCAUCAUUUCUCAUGGGAUCAUUGGGAGGAAUGGGAUAUUUUGCUUACUGGUACUUGAAGAAAAAAUACAUCUAAUGAUAUGUAAUUGUAUUAGUUUGAUGUGUCUGUGCUAUGUGGUAUUAAUACCUAGUUACAGAAAUCUGAACAACACGUUGACAUGAUACAAAUAUUCUUAAUGCUAAUGUAAACAUUCCAUAUUAGAAAACCUAGAAAAAUAUUGCGACAAAAGAAAAAAAAGAAGCAAAGGUUACAUUUGCAAAUGCCUUUUGUAUGCAAAAACCAACAAAAAGUCAGACUGUUGCGAAAAUAGGUGAAUGCAACGAACGCACUGGAACAAAUCUGCGAAAUUAAAAUAUUUAUAUUUCCCAAAUUACUAGUUCCUAAUUAGAAUCCAUGAAUAUAUGUAUGGUAUGAGCAACUAAAAUCUUUAUUGAUGACCAAAUAUAAGCCAUUACUUUUCUAAAUAAGUUAAAUCCACUCACUUUUAAGUUAUUUUGAAAAUACUGAACAAGAGCACAGUAAAGAUAAUCCCCUUAUGUAAAGCUGGAGAUAACAAAAUGAAUGCAUUAAUUUGUGUUAUUGGAUUUUUUUUAUUCUUUUUAAUUUUCAUUAAAUAUAUUUUUUACUUGAGCUGUUUUUAGAAUGUAUGAUUUUUUUUUGUUGAUGUGUUGUUGAAAACAGCUCCGAUUACUGUCAAAGGUUGUGCCCAUUGCCGUUACCCUUCAUCCAUUUGCAUUCAAGUGUUUCACCACAUUCUGUUCUUGUCACACUGUAUUGAAGACUGUGGUUGGGAUUUUAAUUCCACUUAACCAGAGAAUAAUGUGGUGCCUGUGUGGAUACAUUUUCAUAAAUACUCACAGGGUUCAACACUUUCUCGUGCCUUUUUUUAUGUCAGUAAGAUCAAAUGAAAUUCUACGAAACCAAGAAAGUAUUGCAGAUCUUCAAUA
Molecule: messenger RNA, 2174 nt
Organism: Pelobates fuscus (common spadefoot toad)
Lineage: Eukaryota; Metazoa; Chordata; Amphibia; Anura; Pelobatidae
Gene: GDAP1L1
Product: ganglioside induced differentiation associated protein 1 like 1
Exons: 6
Coding region: 202-1302 (366 amino acids)
Source: RefSeq, a predicted model, not a curated record